Messenger RNA from Pestalotiopsis fici W106-1, 570 nucleotides. RefSeq lists its product as uncharacterized. Lineage: Eukaryota; Fungi; Ascomycota; Sordariomycetes; Amphisphaeriales; Sporocadaceae. The record is from RefSeq and is a predicted model, not a curated record. The transcript is spliced from 4 exons. Bases 1 to 570 code for a protein of 189 amino acids.
AUGAAGGUCAACGCUCUUGCUAUCACCGCACUCUUCGGAGCUGCUUUUGCUCAGGGUGAUGCACCCACCACCUUUGCAACCUCUCUCCGCCCCAGCGGUGGCGCUCCCCCGAGUGGUCUCCCCAGCGGCUUCCCCAGCGGUCCCCGUCCCAGCGGAUCCGGUGGUUUCGGCGGUGGUCCCCGCCCAACCGGUGCCCCCUCCGGCAAUGCCCACGUUGCCGCUGCCGCUGCUUCCAGCGCUUUCCCCGGCUUCCCCAGCGGUGGUCCUCACCCGUCCGGUCUGCCCAGCGGAUUCCCCGGAUUCCCUGGCCCCAGUGGCUCCGCCGGCCCCAUUCCCACUGUGGCCCCUUCCGGACCUGAUGGGCUCUUCCGCCGCCAAGGACCCAGCGGAAGUGCUGGUCCCAAGCCGUCUGGCCCGGCCCCAUCAGGAGCUGCCCCUUCGGGUGGCCCUGGCGGCCCCGGCGGCCCUGGCGGUUUCCCCUCUGGAUCUGGCGGCGCUGGUCCCCAGCCCACUGGUGAGCCCUCCGGUGAUGCUUUCCGUGCUCGCGCUCGCGACUUCUUCGGUUUCUAA